AUUACAGAUAUCAUCAGUAAUAAUUUCUUGGGCAAAAUUGUUUGUUAAUCAAAAUUAUCGUACAAAAUGCGAAUAAAUGGAGACGAUAUACUUAGUGCCUUAAAAGGACUUCAGCAGCCUUCCAGUCCACGUGAAAUUGCAGAAUACUUGAAAGAGCAGAGUCGAACCCAUAAGUCGAUCAAAACUUUAAUUUCUGAAGUCACUGAUGCAUGUAAAGCAGGAACCAGACAUGGCUUUAUCGAAGCUUGCAACGGACUGUACUACAGUCUUAACGUGACUUUUCAGCUUCUAGAUGCGUUGGGUGAAAUAGAACAGUCAGGUAAAUUUCGUUAUGGAUCCAUGAAUAAGUCAAGCUCAUAUAUGAGUUUAAGAAAUCAUGGAAAACAUAUUCAGGAUGCCAAAGCGAAAUUAGCCGUAGGAGGUGGAAGAUUUGCACGACCAAAAAUCAAUAACAACUAUGUUAAAAAUCAUGCUUGGGUUGAAGCAACGAAAGAAAUGGUUGAACCAUCAUCCACAAUUCCAGAGACUAGUUCUAUUUCAAACAACGCAUUUAAAGCCAAACGUCGCGUGAGAGGUAAAGUCGUUAAGAAGCGCAAGCCAAAAUGUUUGCGUAAAAAUGUUCGUAAGGUUGAAAUUCAACCUAAAUUACCUAAGAAACCUAAGAAAAAGAAUCUCGAAAAAAGAAAAGGCCCUCCAAAAAACUUGCUAAAUGAAGAUAAGUCGGUGUCUAUAUCAUCACUUUUUAGUGUUUGUAAAGAAUUGAAAAACCAUGAUGCAUUCAUUAAUGAAUUCUUCGCCAGCAAAGACCAAAGGAACAAAAACAAUCAUGCUUCUGAUUAUCUUGAGUUCUGCUUUCAAAAUAAUAAUAUAUGUACAUGUAAAUCAGAUAACAGCCUUCCCAUGAAUACUUCUAAAGAACUUAUAUCUUCGCUUUCUAAUGGUUGUAAAAAAUUAAGUUUAUAUCUGGAGGCUAAUAAAUUGUUUAGCACUGAAGAUAAGAAAGUUUCGACAAGUACCUCUGAAAACGCUUCAACUGUUACGCAAAACAUAUGGCCGAUAACAGAAUAUGAUGAAAGUAUUAUGAGAGAAAUGAGGCAGCUUUACAGCCCUGUUAUGAAGAAUAAAGGUAUUCAGUGUCAACUUUUAGAUGAUAAGAACUGUCUAAACUCUACUUGGCAAAUACACAAUUCAGUAGGAAAUGGUAACUGUGGUAAACUCAAACAAAACAGUUCUAAUAAUAAAUCUGGGAUGCAUGUAGCAGUGCACAACUAUAAUCAAAAUGGGACCCAAAAUUCCAAAAUGUCUAAAAAAAAACGCAAGUCCUACAAGAAACUACCGGAAAAAUAUAUGAAAACUGAUGGAACCACCCGUAAAAAGUUAAAAAAACCGAUCUGGAGCUCUGCAAUAAUAUAAAUAAACUUAAUUUGCUGUCCCCAGUAAUCAACAGGAAGAAUAAUAUUAUUACUUUGAUGUCAAUCAGGUAAUUUUUACAAGCUUACUAGCGAUUACAUCGUCUUUACAAACCCCUUUGUUAUAAUGAAUACUUUAUAUAUUGUAAUACGGAAAGAAUUUAGACUCUGGUGCUGAGAUCGUUUUUACAAGUUUCUUCAGUACUGUGAAUAUUAUUGGACCCAGGUACUAAGAUGAUGAAAAAAUUAUUCGGAAAAAGUAAAUGAUUUCGAUACAAUAAGAGUUCACAAAUUUUUUUCCAAAAACAAAAACUGAUUGACUCUGGUAGUGAGAUUUUUCAAUUAUAUCGUUUUUACAACAGUCUUCCAUGAAAUGAAUACUAAUGGACCCCUAUGCUAAAAGCAUAAAAAAUAUAAAUACUAAUAAUUCGUGGUACCGAAGUCGUUUUUACAAGUAUCUUCCUGGUAUAAAGAAAGUGAAUGAAAAACGAAAUUGGGUUUUUUGCCAAUCACAUUUUGCAAUAAAUUUUCUGAAUAUAUAAACUAAUGGGCUCUGAAGUGACAUUUAUUAUAACUACAAUAUCUGUACAAGCUUCUUUCCUGCAAUGAUUACUAAUGGACCUUAUAUAAAAAUAUUGAAGACUUUUGUGAGCUGAAGCAGUGAAACAAGAUCAUUCCUGGUACUAAGAUAAUAGAAGAUUUAUUAGAAAGAACUAUUCGUUCAGAAAAUGAAACUUGGACAACCCUCAUGCUGAUAAGUUUAUACUUUAAUCUCUCCUAGAAGUUCCUUACAUCUGAUAAACAGUGAUAGACUUCGGUGCUGAAAUGGUAUACGAAGAAUUAAAUUAAAAUUAAAAAAAUUAAAAAUAAAACUACGACUUCGAUUUUUCUACUACUACUGACAAAUUUUAGUGUCCUAUUAUAGAAGAAUUAGGAUUGUAGCAGAAAUAAUUAUAAUUAAUUAUAACCAAAUUAUAUUUGGAUGUAUCUUCAAAUAAUGUGCAUUUAUUUUUGUAAAUUAAAUUU
Molecule: messenger RNA, 2435 nt
Organism: Teleopsis dalmanni
Lineage: Eukaryota; Metazoa; Arthropoda; Insecta; Diptera; Diopsidae
Exons: 4
Coding region: 67-1413 (448 amino acids)
Source: RefSeq, a predicted model, not a curated record